UCUAUGUUGGUUCACUUCAUAGUUCAUACCAACAGAAGGAGCUCAACUAACCAACCUAGCUAGCUUGCUUAAUCUUUCCAUUGCUGCGAUCUCUGAAGAAAAGUGUGGAAGAGCAGGAUGUAUCACCCACAUUGCGAGCUCCUGAUGGCCCACGAGACCAUGGACCUGGACGCCAGCCAGCCGCACCUCGCCGCCUCUGGCGUCGCGACCACUCCGGCGGAGCUCAGCUUCCAGCUUUUCCACUCCCUCGACGCCGCCGCGGCCGUCUCCGCCGUCACGCCGCAGCCCACCGUGGACUACUUCUUCGGCUGCGCCGAUCACCAGCCCGCCGUGCAGUUCGAGCAGCUGGUGGCCCCCAGCGCCCACCACACCAUGAACAUGCUGCGCGACUACUGCAACGGCCAAUACACCACGGCCGAGCCGUACCUCUGCGGGACAAGAUCCGGGGCACUCGUGUUCGGCGCCACCGACGACGAGUCCGCCGCCUACAUGGCCGGGACCUUCGAGAGUUCCUCGCCUCCACGGGCCACCGGCGGCAGGAAGCGGAGACGGGCGCUGGGUGGCGGCUUCCAUGGCGGGCUGGCCAACGGCGUCGAGAAGAAGGAGAAGCAGCGCCGGCUGAGGCUCACCGAGAAGUACACCGCCCUCAUGCUCCUCAUACCCAACCGUACAAAGGACGAUAGGGCGACGGUGAUCUCCGACGCGAUCGAGUACAUCCAGGAGCUGGGGAGGACGGUCGAGGAACUGACGUUGCUGGUGGACAAGAAGCGGCGCCGCAGGGAGCUGCAAGGGGACGUUGUGGACACGGCGCCCGCGGCGGUAGUCGCGGUCGGCGCCAAGGCCGAGAGCUCAGAGGGCGAGGUGGCGCCCCCGCCAGCGGUGCAGCGGCAGCCGAUCCGGAGCACGUACAUCCAGCGGAAGAGCAAGGACACGUUCGUGGACGUGCGGAUCGUGGAGGAAGAGGUGAACAUCAAGCUCACCAAGCGUCGCCGCGACGGGUGCCUCGCGGCCGCGUCGCGCGCGCUGGACGACCUCCGCCUCGACCUCGUCCACCUCUCCGGCGGCAAGAUCGGCGACUGUCAGAUCUACAUGUUCAACACCAAGAUUCAUCCGGGGUCUUCGGUGUUCGCGAGUGCAGUGGCCAGUAGGCUGAUCGAAGUGGUGGACGAGUACUAGGCUACAAUCUAUCCUACUGAUGCAUGAUCGCUUCUACGUUACUACCUAUAGUGUUUCUUGGAUGCAUGUGACUAGUUCUAUCUUUGCUUUAAUUUAAAACGCUUGGUAUGUUUAGUUAUUUUUAAGUAUCAGGUUGUUUUGGACGAAUUGAAUAA
Molecule: messenger RNA, 1331 nt
Organism: Phragmites australis (common reed)
Lineage: Eukaryota; Viridiplantae; Streptophyta; Magnoliopsida; Poales; Poaceae
Product: transcription factor TIP2-like
Exons: 4
Coding region: 118-1176 (352 amino acids)
Biological process (GO): anther wall tapetum development; regulation of DNA-templated transcription
Molecular function (GO): protein dimerization activity
Source: RefSeq, a predicted model, not a curated record